Messenger RNA from Malassezia sympodialis ATCC 42132, 2253 nucleotides. RefSeq lists its product as uncharacterized. Gene Ontology annotation, molecular function: ATP binding; helicase activity; RNA binding. Gene Ontology annotation, biological process: maturation of SSU-rRNA from tricistronic rRNA transcript (SSU-rRNA, 5.8S rRNA, LSU-rRNA). Gene Ontology annotation, cellular component: intracellular anatomical structure; nucleolus. Lineage: Eukaryota; Fungi; Basidiomycota; Malasseziomycetes; Malasseziales; Malasseziaceae. The record is from RefSeq and is a predicted model, not a curated record.
AUGAGCCCUGCCAUGGAUGCAAAGGAUGCGUUGCCCGUGUGGGCGGGGAAAGAGAAAAUUGUGCAGCGCAUCCGUGAAAAUGAUACAGUGAUUUUGGUGGGUGAGACUGGUAGUGGAAAGACGACACAAGUCCCUCAGUUCUUGCUUCAGGAAGGUAUUUUACCGUCCGAGGGCCAACAAAUGAUUGGCAUUACUCAGCCGCGUCGCGUCGCCGCUACGUCGUUAGCUCGUCGGGUCGCUGCCGAGUUGGGAUGUGCAGAUCCAGCAACACUAAAGGAAAAACAGGAUCACACAGGGGCAGGGCUUCCGGAAUGGGUCGGCUAUUCCGUUCGUUUUGAUGAUCGCACGACUCGUCACACACGCAUCAAGUUUUUGACAGAUGGUAUGUUGAUCAGAGAAAUUUUGGGUCCAUCGCCUCGUCGGCGCUCGAAAUCGACGGAACGCGCCAUGAAAGAAACGAAUGACUAUGCCUUAAAGCGUUAUUCAGUUCUCAUUAUUGACGAGGCGCAUGAGCGGUCGAUACGCACAGAUAUGGUGCUGGGACUCGCCAAGCGAAUCCAGCGGGAUAGACGCACCCGCAUUGCGGCUGGUGAGCCGAAUGUGUACCCCCUUAAAAUUGUUCUUAUGAGUGCAACCAUUGAUGCGGAGCGCUUUGCACAAUUCUUUUCUCAUGGCCAACCUGUGCCCAUUCUGUAUGUGGCAGGACGUCAACACGGAGUCCGGCUGUACCAUACAGAAGCAAGUUGCCAAGACUGGACAGAUGCCGCUGUGCGCACUGUAAUGCAGAUACAUGUAUCCAAGCCGCUGGGCGAUAUCCUCCUGUUUGCUACAGGUCAGGAAGAAAUUGAGGCCAUGGCCCAAUCUCUGAAGCACUACGCGGCCCAGCUCGACGCAUGGGCCGACGAACACGGCCAAGAGAGCGUCCCAGCACUGAUCGUUCGUCCUCUAUACGCCGCUCUAGGCCCAUCUGCAUCUGCUGCUGUGUUUGCGCCGACACCGAAGGACACACGCAAAGUUGUGCUGGCCACCAAUAUUGCCGAAACGAGUGUCACUAUUCCUGGUGUGCGCUAUGUGGUGGAUUCGGGCCUGGUCAAGGAGAAGGUCUACUCGCCUCAGACCCAUGUCGAAACGCUGCAGGUCCUGCCCGUGUCUCAGUCAUCGAGUCUGCAGCGGGCGGGUCGCGCGGGCCGCGAAGGCCCAGGCGAGUGCUAUCGACUGUAUACUCGCGAGGCGUUCCAAGAGCUGCAGCCGCAGCCGACCUCCGAGAUCCACCGCACGGAGCUGUCUGGCGCUGUCCUGCAGCUGUAUGCGAUGAGCCUCGACCCUUUUACGUUUGACUGGAUCGAGCCACCAGCCACGUCUCUGCUACACGAGGCGGUACUGCAGUUGGCCGAGCUCGGUGCUGUGGAUUCCCGCAAGGACGAGGUGCAGCUCACGCCACUAGGGUACAGACUUGCUGCACUGCCGGUUACACCUUCGUAUGCUCGUCUGCUUCUAGCCGCCGCGGAGCGAGGACCCCAUGUCGCGAGCCAGGCGCGGGACCUUGUUUCGAUCUUGUCGGCGGAUCGGGGGCUCUUCGUGGACGUGAGCGAUCCUGAGAAGCGCGAGGCUCUGGAGAACGCACGGGACCAAUUUGUGGACACGAGUGGCGACCAUGCGACGAUGCUGAAUGCACUACGAGCCUACUUGCUAGCGCAGCAGCAUGCAUUCCAAUCGCAUCCGACGCCUGCCGCGGCACGGCAGGAACUGAAGCUGUGGUGCCAGACGCACGCCAUCCAUGAGCGUACCGUGAAGAAUGUGCUGGCGAUUCGAAAACAGCUCACGCGAAUUUGUGCACAGCAUGGAAUCGAGUGUGCGGAUGGUGGGGGGGGCAAAGGCUUGGCGGGCCAUCCCGACGACGGCGACUCGGAGAGUGACGACGACGCUCUCAUCGUGACCAGACACGGUGUCAGCUCCGCUAAGGAUUCCGAGCAGAACUAUGCGGACCUACUCCAGUGCCUUGGUAUGGGCCGUCUUAGCCAUGUGGCGCUGCGCCAGCCGGACGGCAGCUUCCGCCGCAUCGCGGGGGGCCAGUCGUUCAAGCUGCACCCGACCUGUGUCCUGCACCCCUCUCGGCAUGGCGCGCGCGGCGUAUCGAGUGACAGUGUGCAGGCCAUCGUAUUUGAGGAGCUGGUGAUGACGUCGCAGACCUUCGCACGGACCGUCUCGAAGCUGGAGCCCGCGUGGCUACAGGCACUGCUGGCUGCCUCGUGA